Myotis lucifugus (little brown bat) is the source of this 1298-nucleotide messenger RNA. Its product is annotated as myeloid cell surface antigen CD33-like. Lineage: Eukaryota; Metazoa; Chordata; Mammalia; Chiroptera; Vespertilionidae. Gene Ontology annotation, molecular function: sialic acid binding. The annotation marks the transcript as partial. The transcript has 8 exons. Gene Ontology annotation, cellular component: plasma membrane. Gene Ontology annotation, biological process: cell adhesion. The record is from RefSeq and is a predicted model, not a curated record.
GAUUAUCAGGACCCAGGGUGGAGGUGGUGUUGGUGGCCAUCGGGGAAGCCGCUGUCAAGAUCCUGUUCCUCGUCCUCUGCCUCAUCAUCCUCAUCCGAGAUCUCGUGCUCCUCCCCAGCUUCCGUGGUCUCACCACGGUCCCCCCACCCACCGUCUUCAUUCUUUUUUCACCCACAGGAGCCCAGAAACUCUACAUGUCAGAGAUGCUGUGGCUGCUGCCCCUGCUGUGGGCAGGGUCCCUGGCUCAGCAUAGUGGAUACACGGUGAGAGUGCAGACACCUGUUACAGUGCAAGAGGGCCUGUGCGUGUUUGUGCCCUGUACCUUCAUCUACCCGGGGAGCUCCUGGAAUAAUCCUCUCCCUGCAUAUGGCUACUGGUUCCAGGAAGGAGCUAAUGAAUUCCACGAUGCUGCUGUGGUCACAAACAACCCGGCUCGUAACGUGCAGGAGGAGACCCAGGGCCGAUUCCACCUCCUCGGGGAUCCCAGGACCAAGAACUGCUCCCUGGACAUCAGAGACGCCAGGAGGACCGAUGAUGGAGUUUACUUUUUUCGGGCUGAGGCAAAAUAUUCUGGUAUAUAUUCUUACAAAUGGAACACGCUCUCCGUGACAGUGACAGCCCUCAACCACACACCCAACAUCCUCAUCCCGGAGACCCUGGAGAGCGGCCUCCCCAAGAACCUGACCUGCUCUGUGCCCUGGGGCUGUGAGCGGGGCACACCCCCCAUCUUCUCCUGGACGUCAGCUGCCCACAGCUCCCUGGGCCCCAGGACCCGUCUCUCCUCCGUGCUCACCCUCACCCCACGGCCCCAGGACCAUGGCACCAACCUCACCUGUCAGGUGCAUUUUCCUGCCGUUGGUGUGACCGUGGAGACAACCAUCCAGCUCAACGUCACCUGUGCCACACAGAACCCAACACCAGGUGGUUGCCUAGGAGACAGUGCAGGGGAACCGAGGACGAAGGCAGACGUGGUUCGGGCGGCUGUUGGGGGAGCCGGUGUCACUGCACUGCUGGCUGGCUGUCUCUGCCUCAUCUAUUUUGUAGUGAAGACCCGCAGGAAGAAAGCCAGGACAGCAAUGGGCAUGGACAACAUCCACACUGCCAUGGAGCCAGCUUCCCUGGGUCACCAGAAGACACCAGAGUUAGACAGCCCCGUGUCUGACUCCACUAGCUCUGCAGGGGCCGCCCCGACCUUGAGGGUGGAGCCAGAGGUGUACUAUGCCUCCCUCCGCUUUCAGGGGAAGAAUCCUCCUCAGACAAGCACUGAACCAGAAUACUCAAAUGUCAGGACCCAGUGA